AUGUACCAGCAUCUAAGUGGUACUCACACAAAGGUACCUUGGAGGAGAAUUGUAUGUAACAACUUGGCUACCACUAAAAGUGUGUUUAUCCUAUGGCUUGCAAUGUGGAGAAGGCUCACUACCAUAGAUAAGCUUCUAACUUGGAUAGUUGUCACUUCUGAUGUUUGUCUGAUGUGUGGUUCUGGUUCUGAGUCUAGGGUGUUGGACUUCUUGCACUUCACAAGACCUGUUGCUGGGUUCACUGCAGAAGUCAAGUGGAUGAUCAAGAGUAGCAAGAGAGGUAAAGGUAGACAUAAGAUGUUGUUGAUGUUCUUUGCAGAGAGUGUUUACUCUUUAUGGCUGAACAGAAAUAGUAAGGUUUAUAACCAACGUAAAACUGCUACUGAACUGUUCAAAGAAAUUCAGUUCAGAGUAGCUAGUAGAGUAUCUAAUGAGCUUAGUGAUAGGUUAUGA
Messenger RNA from Spinacia oleracea (spinach), 453 nucleotides. RefSeq lists its product as uncharacterized. The record is from RefSeq and is a predicted model, not a curated record. The coding region runs from base 1 to 453 and encodes 150 amino acids. NCBI's taxonomy places the organism in Eukaryota, Viridiplantae, Streptophyta, Magnoliopsida, Caryophyllales, Amaranthaceae. The transcript has 2 exons.